Messenger RNA from Phyllopteryx taeniolatus (common seadragon), 2322 nucleotides. RefSeq names its product leptin receptor overlapping transcript-like 1. Lineage: Eukaryota; Metazoa; Chordata; Actinopteri; Syngnathiformes; Syngnathidae. The record is from RefSeq and is a predicted model, not a curated record. Bases 139 to 534 code for a protein of 131 amino acids. Gene Ontology annotation, biological process: negative regulation of growth hormone receptor signaling pathway; late endosome to vacuole transport via multivesicular body sorting pathway. The transcript is spliced from 4 exons. Gene Ontology annotation, cellular component: endosome.
AUAAUUCCGACGUUCAUGCUAGUCUUUGAAAGCAUCUUAGUAUUGGCUUCCGACGCAGUCCUCAGCGGAUGCGAGCGAGGGGGGGAGCUGUUGUCAUCUGGCCCGGCGGUGGUGUGACGACCCUUUUGUCCAGGGGAAAUGGCUGGGAUUAAAGCUCUCAUCACGCUGUCCUUCGGAGGGGCCAUCGGCCUCAUGUUCCUCAUGCUGGGAUGCGCCCUCCCCGUCUAUGAUAAGUACUGGCCGCUGUUCCUCCUCUUCUUCUACAUCCUCUCGCCCAUCCCGUACUGCAUCUCACGGCGGGUGGUGGAUGACACCGACUCGGCCAGCAACGCCUGUAAAGAGCUGGCCAUCUUCCUCACGACGGGCAUCGUCAUCUCAGCCUUCGGCCUGCCCGUCGUCUUCGCGCGAGCUGAAGUCAUUGCUUGGGGGGCGUGUGCGCUCGUUUCGACGGGCAACAUUGUCAUCUUCGGGACCAUCCUGGGCUUCUUCCUAGUCUUCGGAUCCAACGACGACUUUAGCUGGCAGCAGUGGUAAACCAGCAGAGGGAGGGGAUCUCAACCGUUUUUAUUAUUGUUGAUAUUAUUAUUAUUAUUAGCACAUUAUUAAUGGUUUUAUCAUUUGGUCCUUGUUAUUAUUAUUUUUAGUAAAGUCACUCCGAAGCCGGGCAAUACUUUUUGUUUCAGACUGGCCUGCUUCACAUUGAACUGACAUGAGUUGUUUUGGGGGUUUUUUUCCCCCCCGGCUCAUUUUUGGGAAUUCUUGUCCGACAUCUUUCGUUACCUCUGUUAUGAUAUUUGAGAGUUUGGAGCCAAACUGCCAUCGACUGCUGUGAAAGCUAUGAAUAAGGACAUUACCUGAAUGUCUAAGAAGACCUACAUGACAAUGUCAGUUUAUUUUUGUAUUAUUUCAAUUGCAUUUGCUCCAGUCCACUAGGUGGCAGGGAGUAAAUUCCCUCUUUGGUGAUUUGCCAACUGCUAACACACGUUCAAUCAUUGGCACAAGACAGAAAGAAGCAAGGGUUGGAAUUGCAGAAUAUCUUGAAAAACAAUAUUGCAAUAUUUUUCUGUACAGCAGCUUACACAGUAAUCAAUGUAUUGGAAAACAAUAUCUGAAACAUUGAUAUGUCCAAUAAUUUUUUUUCCGGAGCAAGAAGUAAAUUAUUCCUAAAAACCCACAUGUAUGUUCAUUUAAAAAAAAAAAUUUUUACGCAGACUUGCACUUCUGUGAGUCAAUAGCCACCGUCCAGUUUUUUUUUUUUUAUAUGACCUGAACACGAAAAUUAAUAUUUGUUGUUGUUUUUCUCUUAGUUAAUUUAAAAACAAAUUGGAGUUAUUGUACAUGUCUUCAUUGGACAGUGAGUUUAUCGGCUUUUAAUAAUGUCUAGAAAGUCUAACCAUGUCAUUAAAGCACCAACAUUUUACAUUUGAAUUGGUGUAAUUCAGAUUUUAAUGGCGCUUUUUAGGUACUUGACCUACACGCAUCAAUCAGCUUCAGCUCAGCAGAUAUGAAUUGAUAUUAUCAACUUUUAGCUCAAAAUAUUCCACUCAUUAACCUAUGAGACACCCUUCAGAAAUGUUCACCGAGGUGCGUCCAUACUGCAAAUGGAUGACGAUUUAUUUAGUCAAUUAAAAAAAUCUAUUUUAAUAAUAUGUACCCUUUAAGGUAUUAUCAGUAUCUGAUGCCGGUGUAUCGAAACUGUAUUGUGAAAGAUCAGAAUAUAUCGCAAUAUCGAUAUUUUGUUCCACUCCUGCUCUGCAACCUUUUAAUCAAAAAUGGCGUGCCAUAUCAUUGCAGGUUGUUUUCUGUUGUGUCGCCCUGAACAUUCAUUGUCAAUAAUAUAACUCCCGACCGUCGAGUCAUAUGACUUAAAUUUUUUUGUCACCCUGACAUCAUCACCUCAGUGAAGGCAUUGAUUGUACUAAGAAGCUCUGGAAUGAAGGCAGCUCUGUGAAAAACUACUGACAUAAUUUGUGUGUUUUGUUCCGUUACACUAAUGCUUUGACGUCGGUCGGAACGCCCUGAAUAUGAGACGAAGCCACUGUUGGUGAUCUAAAAAAAACAAACAAACAAACAAAAAAAAAAGAGUGAAAGAAAAAACUAAGAAUUUCUAAUGUUUCCGACAUGGUCUGACUGUGCGUAGCUGUAGCUUGGUCAUCUCUCUCUGUCUGUUACUGUUAUUAGCAUUUUGCUCCCACACUGGCAGUCAUGUCAUAUUUAUUUUAUUUUAUUUAAUAGAACAGCUCAUGUUCGAUGCAAUUAUUCUAUGGCUGAAGACAGCAUGGCGAGUCAUUGUUUUUAAAUAAAUUCAAUUUUGGGACAUUC